This is a messenger RNA of Glycine soja, 1787 nucleotides long. Its product is annotated as G2/mitotic-specific cyclin S13-7-like. Bases 239 to 1561 code for a protein of 440 amino acids. Gene Ontology annotation, molecular function: cyclin-dependent protein serine/threonine kinase regulator activity. Gene Ontology annotation, biological process: mitotic cell cycle phase transition; regulation of cyclin-dependent protein serine/threonine kinase activity. Lineage: Eukaryota; Viridiplantae; Streptophyta; Magnoliopsida; Fabales; Fabaceae. Gene Ontology annotation, cellular component: nucleus; cyclin-dependent protein kinase holoenzyme complex; cytoplasm. The record is from RefSeq and is a predicted model, not a curated record. The transcript is spliced from 9 exons.
CAAAGAAACAAACACACUGUUACAUACUUUCGUUUCGUUAAUUCGGCGUAGAACCAAAGAAAGAGAGAGAGAGAAGGAAAAGGUUGCUACCAACAAACAGAGUGCGGUGGCGACAACCGACGUAAGCGGCGGAGGAGAGACGCGGAACGGUGGUCUUCAGGGUUUUCUGUCGUCGCUGUUCUCCACUCUCGGCGGUGUUUUUGGGUCAACGUUUCAAGAACCGCAUCAAACCGUUGUCAUGGCCGCCAGAUUGGAACAACAGCAACAACAACAACAACCCAUCAAUGUUGGUGAGGUUAAGCAGAAGAACAUGGGUGGUGAAGGCAGAAACAACAGAAGGGUGCUUCAGGAUAUUGGGAAUCUCGUGGGUAAACAAGGCCAUGGAAAUGGAAUUAACUUGUCUAAGCCUGUCACAAGGAACUUUCGUGCUCAAUUAUUGGCCAAUGCACAAGAGAAGAACAAGAAAUCAAGCACUGAAGCGAACAAUGGAGCAGUGGUAGCAACUGAUGGGGAUGGUGUUGGGAAUUUUGUUCCUGCUAGAAAGGUAGAAGCAGCUAAGAAGACAAAAGAAGAACCUGAAGUGAUUGUCAUUAGCUCUGAUGAUGAAUCAGAAGAAAAGCCAGCUGCGAAGGGAAAAAAGGAAAGGGAAAAAUCUGCUAGGAAGAAUGCCAAAGCCUUCAGUUCAGUCCUCUCUGCUAGAAGCAAGGCUGCUUGUGGACUUCCAAGGGAUUUGUUGGUGAGCAUUGAUGCAACUGACAUGGACAAUGAAUUGGCGGCAGCCGAGUACAUCGAUGAUAUCUACAAAUUUUACAAAGAGACUGAAGAAGAGGGUUGUGUGCAUGACUACAUGGGUUCGCAGCCAGAUAUUAAUGCCAAGAUGAGAUCAAUCCUUGUGGACUGGUUGAUAGAAGUGCAUAGGAAGUUUGAGCUCAUGCCAGAAACUCUAUAUUUGACCUUGAACAUUGUCGAUCGAUUCCUAUCUGUGAAGGCUGUGCCUAGGAGGGAGCUUCAGCUGGUUGGCAUCAGCUCAAUGCUGAUAGCCUCGAAAUAUGAAGAGAUAUGGGCACCGGAGGUUAAUGACUUUGAGUGCAUAUCAGACAAUGCUUAUGUUAGUCAACAAGUGUUGAUGAUGGAGAAAACAAUCCUUAGGAAGCUUGAAUGGUACUUAACAGUUCCAACACCCUAUCACUUCUUGGUUAGGUAUAUCAAAGCUUCCACUCCAUCGGACAAAGAGAUGGAGAACAUGGUGUUUUUUCUUGCUGAACUUGGAUUGAUGCAUUAUCCUACUGCAAUCCUGUAUCGCCCUUCUCUGAUCGCUGCUGCUGCCGUGUUUGCGGCUCGAUGUACCCUUGGAAGGAGCCCUUUCUGGACAAGCACUUUGAAGCACUACACAGGCUACUCUGAGGAGCAACUGAGGGAUUGCGCCAAAAUCAUGGUCAACCUUCAUGCUGCCGCUCCAGGAAGUAAGCUUAGGGCAGUUUACAAGAAAUUCUGUAACUCGGAUCUUUCUGCUGUUGCUCUUCUUUCUCCAGCAAAGGAGAACUGUCUUGAACAAGCUUAGGUUUUUUUAGGGAGAGAUCAUGACUGUUAUGAUCUAUAUAGUAUUCGUUUAUAUUUUUCAGAGUGAUACACAAAAGUUUGUGUUUGGAAUUUGUUAGGGGAUUGCUUGAAGCCUCAAGCAAAGUUUGGUGAUUUUUUUUUUUUUUGUGUAAAGCAGAAUUUGAUGAAACAUUGCUGGGAAAUAUUCUUAUAAUGAAUAUUGAUUAUUAUUGAGCGAGCUUUGUCAA